This is a messenger RNA of Oncorhynchus masou masou (cherry salmon), 5515 nucleotides long. Its product is annotated as protein naked cuticle homolog 1-like. Gene Ontology annotation, biological process: negative regulation of Wnt signaling pathway. Gene Ontology annotation, cellular component: cytoplasm. The coding region runs from base 143 to 1531 and encodes 462 amino acids. The record is from RefSeq and is a predicted model, not a curated record. The transcript is spliced from 10 exons. Gene Ontology annotation, molecular function: calcium ion binding. NCBI's taxonomy places the organism in Eukaryota, Metazoa, Chordata, Actinopteri, Salmoniformes, Salmonidae.
CUGGUGUGGCGCUGUUGCCGUAGGAUGUGCAGAGUGCAGCCUGCUGCUUUCUUUACGGACGCUUCUUGUAUCGUCUGGAUAUCGCUGAUUUCUGGAUUAUAAAUACAUUUGAUGGGUUUCAAUCCCAACUCAAUGCAGAGAAAUGGGUAAACUUCACUCGAAACAUGCUGCGAUUUGUAAACCGAGGGAAAGUCCGGAGGGCGACAGUUUUGUAGUUAAUGCCUGUUUGGCAAGGAAAGGAAUUGACGAUUGGCUCGUGAAACAGAAAUACUAUUGCACGGGUUCGCGGCUUGAGCAACAGGACUGUCACCACACGAAUAAGUGCGGCUUGUCUACUCGGGAUGUGUUGGACAAGGCGUGUGCAGAGGGAAUCAGUGAUGAACAUUACCGUUUAGAAGUGGCUCUGCCCCCGGAGAAGACAGUGAACAGUUGCUGUGUGGAGGAGAAGAUGCAGGGGAGAGCAGGCCAGGUGCCCACAGGCACACAGAAACAGCUCCAGUUGGAAGAGCUUGAGUGUGCCGUCUCUGUAGAGGAAGACAACAGACAGGAGUGGACGUUCACACUGUAUGAUUUUGACAACAAUGGCAAGGUCACCAGAGAGGACAUCACCAGCCUGCUCCACACCAUCUAUGAGGUGGUGGACACGUCAGUCAACCAUUCCCCCAGCAGCAGCAAGACACUGCGGGUCAAGCUCUCCGUGGCCCCCGACUCCAGCCAGCGCUGGCAGAGCUGCACACAGGGCACCGCAGACAUGCCCCACCCCAGAACGAAGACUGACAAGUGCAUUGAAGACCUUAAAAGUGCAGAGAAGAAGUCUCGAGCCCUCCUCAGGCGCCAUCACAGUGACCACCACACUAUCCAGCACCAGGUUCUGAGCCAGCAGGGUCAGAGUCAGGGCUGCCAGCGCCACUGUGUGGAUGAGAACCUGGAGCGCAGGAACCACUACCUAGACCUGGCCGGCAUCGAGAAUUACACAUCCCGCUUUGGAGCAGUCCCCACCACAGAGCCUGUGAAAGCAGAGCCACAGACCCGACCAUCGAACCAGACCAGGUCUCGCUCUCAUGAACCAGAGAAUGGCCACACCUACUCCCACCACCGUCGCUCACAGGUGGCCAUGGAGAGCAGCGCCGCCCCAGGCCCUGACACCCUUUGUCCCCCACGACCGAGUAAAGACUCAGGUAAACACGCCCUGCGCUCCCCCAAAACCCACAGCCGGACACACCCCACACAGACCACCACGGGCAGGGUGAUUAGGAGCAGAGGGGCCCCACCUCCCCCGGCCCUACCCAGCCAGGCCCCCCCUCACCAGUCCUCAGCCCCCUACCGCAGGCACAAGCAGAGGGCCAAGGAGGGCCAGCAGCAGUCCCGGGCCCUGGGGGCUCCAGUGGGGCCUGUGGUGGAGAAGGAGCAGGUGAGGGUCCUACCCAGUGUGCUCCUCUAUGAAGGAGGGCUGGCCCAGAUGGUUCAGAGGCACGAGCAUCAUCACCACCAUGAACACCACCACCACUACCACCACUUCUACCAGUCCUGAGCCAGCCAGCUCCCUGCCUUGCUGCCCCUGGCCCCUGAGCACCUUCUCACAGUCCCACCUCAACCUGGCUCCACUGCCUGCCCAGUAGACUCUACAGAUAGACAGGCCCCUCCCACACAGCACAGCAGCAGCACAGCUAGAAGUCUGUCACUGUCAGGGGGAGUUGGGUCUUAAAUGGCCCUGUGGGCUAAGAGGACAGGACAUCAAGAGGAGUUGGACAGACAGGGAGAGGUGCCGGGUGAAGAGGGUUAUUAUGGGGUUGUCCAGGCAUAAAGAGUCCCUGUGAGGCAGCGGGACAGUGUCUUGGUCUUUAGGUGUGCCAGGAACCAGGAGCAGAACACGGCAGAGGGAUGUAACAGGGGAACCUGAGAGGAACAGAAGGAGAAAAGAGAUUUGUCUGUAGUCCUCCCGAGGACUCCUCUCAUCCCUCUCUGUCUGUCUGGUUCUCUGAAACCCCCUACUCUACUGGACUAGGUGACUUUACGAAGCCAUACUGGCACUGCCAUCCUCACAGACCUCUACGUUUUGGGGAAGGGGAUUCGGAGGUGAAGGGCUGGUUAGGAUGGAAAGACUGAUGUAAAAUAAUCAAAUAUAUGAUGCUCAGUGUCCAGUGAGUUUGUGUUUGAGAGAGAGACUGCGUGUGUGUGUGUUUGUGUGUGUGUGUGUGUGUGUGUGUGUGUGUGUGUGUGUGUGUGUGUGUGUGUGUGUGUGUGUGUGUGUGUGUGUGUGUGUGUGUGUGUGUGUGUGUGUGUGUGUGUGUGUGUGUGUGUGUGUGUGUGUGUGUGCGAAAGAAAAAAAUGUACACACAUUUGUGUGUCUGAACAUACAGUGUGUGUGUGUGAGCAUGUGUGCAUUGGUUCAUAUGAAUAUUUGUGUGUGUGUGUGUAUAGUGUCUGUGUGCAUGUAUUACCUGUCUGCUGUGACACCCCUGUCACCACUGAAAACCACUUGAAAAGCACUUGUGGGUGCAGUUGCAUUGGAGACACUUUGGGCUGUCAGAACAGAGGGCUGACAGGCAUCGGCUGGAUAUGAUGAAGACAAGAUCAUCCAGCUCCUGAAUCUCACAUGCAAUACAGGACCCUCCCUGAGUGAACGAUGUUGAAAUGUUCAGUGAGAAUAGAAGACUGUAAUCAGCUGCUACCUCUAGUGUUAUUAAUGGUGUUAUUAUUAUUGUUAUUAAUCAGAUGCUAUUUUUCAGUUACAUUUUGUUGUAUUUUUUAAAGAUGAUACGAUCUGCAGUAAUGUAGUGUUGAAACGUUCCUACAUGUUUUACCUACAUAUUGUAUGGACAUAUAUUAUCAACAUUAUAAGAUUUAUUUAUAAUGUGAUGUUUGUAUCAACAAUCUACAUUUUUUUCUCACUCAACCCCAUUUUCCCAAUGUACCCUGUUGAAUGACCACUAUAUAUACAAUUUAGACCAUCAAAGAUACAACUCUGACUCCCCCUAAUAUCACCACCUAAUAUCACCACACACAGUUCUUUCACACAAAUGGUCAGUGUACACCUUCUCAAGUACAUCUCUGCCUUCUGAACAGUGUCUAUCUAAUCAAUGUGGUUAGCAGUUCACAGUAAGGCUCUUUCUCAAUAGCUGAAUCAUAAGUAUGUAGUGGUUGACAAUCCACAGCAAUCCCAUGAUCCUCCAGGUCUGAUCAUAACACAUGACCCUAACUGCUGUCCCCAGCUGUCAGCACCUGUUUCACCAGGCCGCCCUCACGCCAUGUGUCCCCAGCACUCAGGCAACAAGGCUCCGUUUAUGAUGCUGGCUGGGCCGGGCUGGAGGCUCUCAGCUGUCUGUCUCAUUCCUCUGGUGCUAGGUGACACCAGGCCCAGCCCCUAGGCUCCACCAGGACCAUAACUCACCCUGCUGAAGGCCUGCUGUUGGGACCAGCAGCUCAAACCAUACAAGACCUCUCAGAUCCUCUCCCACCCUAGGUGAACCACCAGAGCCUUACACCACUGUUUAGGACAGGUCACUAUGGUAUGCCUGCAUCUAGUCCAGGAGCUUCUGACUGAGUAUCAUCUGGUCAGGGUAAAGAGGAAAAUACUGUAAUCAGCAAUGUUCCCUCUAUUUUUUUCCGUUACUGAGCACAUUUCAGGUCUGCUGAGCACAAACUUGAACGUUGUGAGAAUUCUAAGCGUGUUUAAUGUGAACACUGAGGCCUCGUUAUUCACAUACCAUUAUUACAGGGAAUCAGGCAAAAUAUGCUACCCUCUGCCUAUUGGCUACACUGCUCCUUUAAGACAAAUAAGCAAUUUACCUGACUUUUCAAAUAUGUCUAGAAAUGCACACGUUUUGUGCCCUUGUAGGAAGCAAUCACUCCCCCAUUACUGACUACAAAUGAUCUAUAACUGGGCUAAUAACUGACUAACUAGCGAAGGAUAUGAACACGUACACACGUUGCUACAUGUAGCUAAUAUUACGUUGAUUCGAUCACAAUUCCCACAGUAAACAGAAACGUUAACUGGGGAAAACUCUAGAAAGUUUGUGCUUCUCUGUGUGGGCAGAUAUUUCUUCUGCAUGGCAGUCCUGGGGGAGCUGUACGCCCGCUCUCUCGCACAUCUUAGAGGGAACAUUGGUAGUAAGUAUGAGCUAAUAGACCUUGCUACUGGCUAUGCGUUGUGAGCAGGUGUGAAGAGUUCAUGAAUUCCCCUACAGGUGUGUUGAACCUCACCAGGUGUGUAGACAUCAAAGCCAACUUUCCACUCUGGGUCAUGUAUAGGUUUAGAGCCUUUACUACAAGUUUAUGUUAGUGUGUGUUUUGGGUCAGUUGAGGGAAUCUGGUGCAUUCCAGUCUUGUCCUGAGCUCCAGUGCUUCCUUCUCUCACAUAGCUGCAGACUGUCCAUUAGCAGAGGCACCAGUCAAGCUGGCCUCACCACGGGACAGAGUCACCCACCUCAGCCACCCCCAAGGGGAACGCAGCUGCACCCCAUUCCUCAGCCCCGCUCUGCGAUCUGCUUGGCACUGGCAUCUGCCUGGCCUAGCAUGGCAGCACCCCAUCUGACAGGGCCCAUCUCAACACUAUAACUCAUGUUGUAGUCUUCACCCCACACCACAGCUAAACUGUGUGUGUGUGUGUGUGUGUGUGUAUCAGUGUGUCAGAGAGAGAGAAGGUGUCUGCAGUGAUCCCCUUAGACAGACACUGUGGGUAAUGGGCAGGGAUCUGCUUGGGUUCUCAUCCUCAGUUAAACUCCCUUCCCCCAACACCACAGACACUAGACGAAUGGUGCCAUGUGCCUCUAGAGUACUGUGGUAUUAGUGGGGCAGCCGCUGGAACAGAUAUCUCUAUGGUGUGUCUGAAAUGGAGCCCUAUUCCCUAUAUAAUGUACAACUUUUGACCAGGGCCCAGGGUCUGGUCAAAAGUAGUGUACUGUGUCUCUUUAAAGGGACACUCCAGCUUCACCGGCAUCUAAAGUUCUGCUCCAGAAUGCUCCACUGUAUCUUCAUCUGUAAAUUUAUUCAGUUUUGGUAUUUACAGACAAGACUGAAGUAAAUGUUCUCAUUGUAUUCCAUCACUAAGUUAUGUUUUGUAAAAGUAAUGUAUCUCCAUGUUAAACUAAUGUAAAUAGUAUAUGGACUGCAGAAAGGUUAUACCAGUAUCGUGUAGUAGGAAUAAACGUAUUUAUAAUAAUUGAAUGACUGAGCGAAUAUACAGUAUUUUUGCUAAGCUAUCACACUUGCCUGCUAUUUUGCCACUUCUCUACAGAGUCUGCUGUGCCAAUCAGUGCUAGCAGGGAAGGAUAGUUGUCUCUUUUUCUCUCACUUCCUUCACUUCUUCUUGGUGAUUGUUGUAAAUGAAACAUGUCUAACACUUGCUGUUCAGUUCCUCAAUAGCAGGACCAGACCCUUUCUCUCUUUUCCCUAAUGGCUUUUUCAUGACUUUGUUUAGUUUAUAUAGACUGUUUUUGAUUAAUUGCUUUAUUUAUUUGAUAGCAGAACUGUGCCAAGGGAGAAACACUUUCAUUAAAGUAUGAACCUGUUCCCU